CAAAAGUCUCUCUCUCUCUCUCUCGUUAUAUAAACAACGCACUGAGAUAACUAUCUCUCUCUACACAGCACUUCUUUGGUUCUCUACAAAGAACGCCGUUGGAAUCGGUCUAUCCAUUUUUCAGCGUUUUGUUACCCUCCUUUUCCUCACUCUUUUUUUCGCUCUUUCUCUCUCUAGGGUUUUGAAUUGAUUCUUCAACCCCAAACCUAUCCUAUUCCUGACUUCCUGUUAUCUCUCUCAUCUUCAUCGCCAACACAUCAAUACCCUUUUUCUCUCUUGCAUCUUUCGCUUUCUCUGUCACAAAAUGACGACUCCUGCUGUGAAGAACAAUUUUUUGCCACCUGGGUUGGUGUCAAAUCUUCAGGAAGUCCUUCUCAAAAGGAAAGGCGGCGAAGAGGAACAACCCAAGAAUGAUGAAUCCAAUGACCCCACUUCGUCUAAUUCAAGUUCGGAUAAUGUUGAGCCCAAUUCGGAUAAUAAUAGUUCAAAGCCUAUAAUUUUGGUCACAAAUGGUGAAGGGAUCGAGUCACCAGGUCUAACUUGUCUUGUUGAAGCUCUGGUUCGGGAAAGCCUUUACAACGUCCAUGUCUGCGCUCCUCAAUCGGACAAGUCGGUGUCAGGUCAUUCGGUGACACUCCGAGAAACAGUUGCAGUGACUUCUGUCGAAAUUAAUGGUGCCAUUGCUUAUGAAGUUUCUGGGACUCCUGUAGAUUGUGUGUCAUUAGCGUUAUCCAGUGCACUGUUUUCUUGGUCAAAGCCUCUGCUGGUAAUUAGUGGAAUCAACAGGGGUUCGAGUUGUGGCAAUCACAUGUUCCACUCGGGUGUUAUUGCUGGUGCCAGAGAGGCAUUGAUUAGCGGUGUGUCAUCUAUCUCGAUAUCGUUGAACUGGAAGAAGGAUGAAAGUAGUGAAAGCGAUUUCAAGGAUGCUGUGACCAUAUGUUUACCAUUAAUAAACACAGCCAUUAGAGAUAUAGAGAAGGGGGUUUUCCCCAGAAGUUGCUUACUGGAUAUAGAGGUUCCGACAUCUCCUUUGACAAACAAGGGAUUCAAGAUAACAAAGCAAAGUCUCUGGAGAUCCAUGCCAAGCUGGCAAGCUAUCUCAAGCAACAGGCAUCUGUCUUCUGGACGUUUCAUGUCCAAUCAGCAAAGCCUUGGCAUGCAACUUGCACAGCUAAGCCGAGAUGCCUCUGCUGCAGGUGCUGCUCGUCGUUUGACGUCACAGAGAAAGAAUUUGGAGAUUGUUGAAUCAGUUGGGGUUGUGGGAAAAUCAGAUUUCAAUCGGACAACGCGAUACUUUCGAAUGGAGUUUCUGGACAGCGACCAGGAAGAGGUGGAUGAGGAUCUUGAUUUCAGAGCGCUUGAGAAUGGAUAUGUUUCAAUCACUCCACUAUCUCUUUCUCAGCAUACAGAGAUAGGCACUCAAACAGCUGCAUCAGAUUGGAUAUCUACGACGCAGCAGGUGGAGCAAUAAAGCUUUCCUCAGACCGACAUCGUCAGUAAUUUUCUGUACAUUUGGAUGCAUACUUGUGUCUUUUUAGUCAUCUACAUACUUGAGUGGUGUUUUUGAAUGUCCCCCUCUCUCACUCUUUGGUUCUUUGAUCUUUCAUUGGUUGUUGUGAAGCAAUUGCUUUCCACAUUAAUUUAUAUGGUUGGCAUGUUCUAAAUGGCCAAUCUUUCACUUGUGUCUUCUUUACUGACCAAACAGUGUCAUAGUUUGGUUGUUUUUGUGGUAGUUCUUCACUAUGUAACUGGAAAGGCCAGGUCGGAAUUAUUUGCUCCGGUGCUUUGCCUGAUACUGUUUCUAUGGUUUUGUAUGAACCAUUCACUUUCAUUUCCCUUUCUGUGAGCACCUUUGAAAGAGUUGCUUGUGGGAUAGUGUUCUAUAUUCACCGUGAAGUUUGCAUGAAGAUAAUUGUUCGUAUCAUUGUACGAUCUGAAUGUUGAAAAGAGUUGGGGCCAAGUUGCAGAGUUCACUUUUUGGUUUCAUCUUUUCAUGUAAAUCGGUGUUAGUUUAUUAAUAGGAUUUUAUUUCCUAUAAAAAAAUCAAUAGGAUUUAAUCAAAAGCA
This is a messenger RNA of Ilex paraguariensis (yerba mate), 2066 nucleotides long. NCBI's taxonomy places the organism in Eukaryota, Viridiplantae, Streptophyta, Magnoliopsida, Aquifoliales, Aquifoliaceae. The record is from the annotation of a GenBank genome assembly.